Molecule: messenger RNA, 834 nt
Organism: Lasiodiplodia theobromae
Lineage: Eukaryota; Fungi; Ascomycota; Dothideomycetes; Botryosphaeriales; Botryosphaeriaceae
Exons: 2
Coding region: 1-834 (277 amino acids)
Source: RefSeq, a predicted model, not a curated record
AUGGAACAGACCACCUCAUCGAACGACCCAGGCUUCUGCCUCAAAACCACCAUCAAUGCCGAGGAACCGCCACCCUACUCAGAGCAGAAAAAUUCUUCUCCAGACUUCGACUUUGACCAAGCCGCGCCUGCUGAAGUGGAAAAGCAGCCUCGAGCCAUAGACUGGAGUGACAUCGUGACCGCAUCCGCAUGGCCGCAGGUCAUCCUUGCGCUCCUCCACAUCCCGACUAUGCUCUUUCCGCAAAGUACUCUCUUAGACAUUGGCUUUCCGCAACCAUGGGUCCGCAAUGACCGCCUCUGCUUCAUCAGCGGUUGUUGUUUAGGCCCUGCUGUCCUCAGCUCCUUCCAAGGCAAUCACCUGGGCCGCAUGCUCCUUUACAAAGCGUUCUUGCCGAUCUUGUGGCAACAGCUCGUUGCGACGUACCUGGAAUCAACUGAGCUGGGGUGGUGGUGGAAGGAAAUGGUCGGGUGGGUCCUGGUCGUCGCGGGAGGCCAGCUCCUGAUACUCACGACGAACUUGUAUCUGGGAGAGUACGCGUGGCCCGAGGCAUCGCAGGAGGAGCAGAGGAAAACACUUGAGAAGUCGCUGGAGCGGCGGAGGGAAGCUUUCGAGGCCGAAGAGGAAGCGCGCCACGAAUACCGUCGUAAAUGGGGAGGGGUAGGAAAGAAAGAACAGGCUGAAGCCGGCGCUGAUGGUCGUCAACAUGGAGACGCGUGUUCCGUGAAGGAUCUUAAGGCGGGCGUUGAUGGGAAGUGGGAAGUUACGGAUGAGCUGAUCGCCACGGUUUUCAAGAUACUUCAGGAUAUUGGUUUGUUCAAGAUCGAAAGUGGGUAA